AUGUUGGAUACUUUUGAGAUUCUCACCACAUCGGGCGUGGUCUUAUGGUCCAAGACUUAUUCCGCAAUAAGCCCUGCUAUUAUCAACAGCCUGAUCACCAAUGUCUUCAUCGAAGAGCGGACUCUCACACAUCCUGGAUCUGGGGUCGCGGACGAUGUAUCUGCUGCCAAUAACCCUCCCUAUAAAUACGAUCAACAUACUGUGAAGUGGACAGCUGUGAAGGAAUUAGGUAUUAUCUUUGUCGCUGUCUACCGAUCACUCCUCCACCUCUCUUGGAUUGACAAACUCGUUGACAAUAUUAAAACCCUCUUUGUGGAUUUAUAUGGAGACCAAUUAAAGAAGCCACAUACUACCGUUGUCGAGUGCCAUUUUGACGAAUAUUUUGACCAACAAGUACGAGAGCUAGAGAAGACUGCACUUAAUCAAGAUACCCGGGCCCCCCAAUCUACGAACUCACUCCAAGAAUCUUCUAUUUCUGGCGCUGGAGAUGCUCGUGAUGAGCCGCCCCCGUUGCCGGGAUUAUUAUCGAAAGGUGGUCCAAAGUACAACAAGGACUCAACCUCGAACGAGUCGACUCCUAUUGCCACGCCAGAUACAUCACGCCCAAGUACACCUGCAAGCCAUUUGCUAGUUGGUAAAGGAGGACCUGGAGGAAAAGGGUCGAGACGAGCGCGCAAAGCUGCAAUUGCAUCAACAUACGCUUCCUCUGGGGACGAGUCACACUCGAGAAGGACUAGAGCAGCGAAGUCAGCAGGGCCAAAGAAGGGAAGAAAAUGGGAUGCAGACGGUUUGGCGGAUGAGGACAGUGAUACUCCGCUCGAUUACUCUGCUCCUGCGAAUGGCGCGACCUCGGGGGAAGACGAAGGACAAACUCUUCCUGGGUCUGUGGAACAGGUUGAUCAGGAGUCGUGGGGUUCAAAGACUGGCAAAGGACAGUUUGUUUUAAAGGAUCUAGAUGAUCAAGUCAACUCUAUACUAGCGUCAGCAGACGCCAAGAAGGGACAGACGACUGCCGCUUCAAGUGGUAUAGUUGGGUCAAGCAUUAGUGCGAUUGGAGGGCUGUUUAGAAAUGUCGUAGGAGGCAAGACUUUGACAAAAGAAGACCUCGACAAGGCUAUGAAAGGAAUGGAGGACCACCUUUUGCGAAAAAACGUUGCGCGCGAAGCGGCUGUUCGAUUAUGCGAGGGCGUCGAGCGGGAGUUAAUUGGAGUUAAGACUGGGAAUUUCGAGAGUGUACAGGCAAGGAUCCAGACUGCAAUGGAGUCGUCCUUACGGAAAAUCCUCACGCCAACCUCCUCUCUGGAUCUUCUUCGAGAGAUUGACGCAGUCACCUCACCAUCGUCACUCUCUCUACAAAAGCGACGACCAUAUGUUAUUUCCAUCGUGGGUGUUAAUGGUGUUGGGAAGUCAACGAACCUCUCCAAGAUUUGUUUUUUCCUUCUCCAAAACAAGUAUAAAGUCCUUGUUGUAGCUUGCGACACCUUCAGAUCUGGCGCAGUCGAGCAACUGGCUGUUCAUGUCCGCAAUCUAAAGGAACUAACUGUUCGAGAAGGUGGAAAAGUUGAGCUAUACCAGAAGGGGUACGGAAAGGAUGCAGCCAAUGUUGCGAAAGACGCAGUUACAUUUGCGGCACAAGAAGGAUUCGAUGUCGUUCUUAUUGAUACAGCUGGUCGGCGGCACAAUGAUCAACGUCUUAUGUCCUCUCUUGAGAAGUUUGCCAAAUUCGCCCAGCCAGAUAAGAUUCUCAUGGUUGGCGAGGCAUUGGUGGGUACCGAUUCGGUUGCCCAAGCCCGAAAUUUCAAUGUUGCAUUUGGAUCAGGCCGCUCGCUCGAUGGCUUCAUUAUCUCCAAAUGUGAUACUGUGGGGGAUAUGGUAGGGACAUUGGUCAGCAUGGUCCAUGCAACGAAUGUGCCGGUGCUCUUCGUGGGCGUAGGCCAACAUUAUAGUGAUCUCAGGAACUUAUCUGUCAAAUGGGCGGUGGAAAAGUUACUAAGUAGUAAUUAA
Venustampulla echinocandica is the source of this 2004-nucleotide messenger RNA. RefSeq names its product Signal recognition particle receptor subunit alpha. Gene Ontology annotation, biological process: SRP-dependent cotranslational protein targeting to membrane. The transcript is spliced from 4 exons. The coding region runs from base 1 to 2004 and encodes 667 amino acids. The record is from RefSeq and is a predicted model, not a curated record. Gene Ontology annotation, cellular component: signal recognition particle receptor complex; endoplasmic reticulum membrane. Lineage: Eukaryota; Fungi; Ascomycota; Leotiomycetes; Helotiales; Pleuroascaceae. Gene Ontology annotation, molecular function: GTP binding; signal recognition particle binding; GTPase activity.